This is a messenger RNA of Ananas comosus (pineapple), 2345 nucleotides long. RefSeq names its product conserved oligomeric Golgi complex subunit 6. NCBI's taxonomy places the organism in Eukaryota, Viridiplantae, Streptophyta, Magnoliopsida, Poales, Bromeliaceae. The transcript has 11 exons. Gene Ontology annotation, cellular component: COG complex. Gene Ontology annotation, biological process: intra-Golgi vesicle-mediated transport. The coding region runs from base 66 to 2153 and encodes 695 amino acids. The record is from RefSeq and is a predicted model, not a curated record.
AAAAGAGAAACAAAGAGGAAGAAGAAGAUCCAGAUCGGAAAGGAGGACGCCGGGAGCCAAGAGUGAUGGGGACGACGAUCCAUUCGUUGGCGCCGGGGCUGUCUCGCAAGCUGAAGAAGGUGCUGGAGACGCGCACGGACAGCCCGGAUCUGCUGGCGUCGCUGGCCGCACUCUCCACCUUCUACAGCGACAACACCCCGCAGGCCCGCCGCAAUCUCAAGUCCUCCAUCGAGCAGCGCGCCCUCUCCAUCAACCGCCACUUCCUCGACGCCUCCCUUCCCGCCCAGCAGGCGCUGGAUAGAGUCGAGAACGAGGUCAAUGCCUUGACCCAAUGCUGCGAUCAAAUUGAGAAAGUAUUAAGCAAUUGUAGCGCAAGUACAGGAGAUAUCAUCAGCACUACAGAGAGGUUACAGCAGGAACUUGAGAUAACUACUCAACGACAAGAAAUUGUGUCAUGUUUUCUUCGUGAUUAUCAACUUUCAAAUGAAGAGAUAAAUGCACUUCGGGAGGAUGAGUUAAAUGACAACUUCUUUAAGGCACUUUCUCAUGUUCAAGAGAUUCAUGCCAACUGCAAGAUACUCCUGCGGACGCAUCACCAGCGUGCUGGUUUGGAGCUCAUGGAUAUGAUGUCUGUUUACCAAGAAGGAGCCUAUGAGAGAUUGUGCAGGUGGGUCCAAGCUGAAUGUAAAAAAUUGGGUGAUAGUGAUAAUCCGGAAGUCGAUGAUCUUCUUAAAAAGGCUAUUCGUUGUCUAAAGGAAAGGCCUGUUCUUUUCAAGUACUGUGCAGAAGAGGUCGCAAAUAUGAGGCAUCAUGCUUUAUUUAGACGGUUCAUAAGUGCUCUUACUCGAGGGGGACCUGGAGGGCUACCAAGACCAAUUGAAGUGCAUGCGCAUGAUCCUUUACGCUAUGUAGGUGAUAUGUUGGGGUGGCUACAUCAGGCUCUAGCAUCUGAAAGGGAACUUAUAAUUGCGUUACUCGAUCCGGAUGCAAUGACUGAUACUGGACCUAUUGCUCACCGUCUUUCCGGAAAUACAGAUAGUGAUUCUCUGAAAACAGAGCCUGCGAUAACCUUUGUUCUGGAUAGAAUAUUUGAAGGGGCAUGUCGACCAUUCAAAGUUCGAGUUGAGCAAGUUUUGCAGUCUCAACCUAGCCUCGUUGUCUCUUACAAACUUAGUAAUACUCUGGAGUUCUACAGUUCUACAAUAACAGACUUGUUGGGCAGAGAAACAGCUCUUUGCAAUACACUCUGGGCACUCAGAGAUGCUACUCAGCAAACAUUCUUCAAUAUUUUGAAGUCUCGGGGAGACAAACUGCUGAGGUACCCUCCUCUUAUUGCUGCUGAUCUAUCUCCACCGCCAGCCCUUCGGGAAGGAAUUUCUUUGUUGCUUGAGCUCAUAGAUACAUACAAGAGAAUGAUGGUACCUGCCUCUGGCAAAAAGCCUGAUUUUGAUUUUGUAAUUACCACUUUACUUGAUCCCAUUAUUCAGAUGUGUGAAAAAGCAGCAGAGGCCCAGAAGUCUAAAGGAGGACAUUCAAGGAGAAGAACUAGUUCUGAUCCUAGUCCAAAUAUCAGAGAGUCCUUAUCUGUUGAUGCUAUUCUUGCCAAGAGUGUCUCUACGUCAACGCAGAGUGUUGAAACUUCGUCAAAGAUCUACCUCAUCAACUGUUUGUCAGCUAUUCAGGAACCUUUGAUAGGAGAAGAGGUUGCUGCAAGUUAUGUGAGUAACUUGUGCUCUGCUAUUGAGAAGCACAUUAGUAUCCUUGUGGACGACGAAGUUGAUGCCAUUUUGCGGAGAUGCGGUCUGCUGAAUAAGAUGAUGUACAUACAAGACUCUGCUGACUCUGCAGUUAGUUCUACUAAUGAUGAGCCUCGGCCCUUGGCAGAAAUUGAGGAAAUGUCACCGCAAGUGCUUUCCGAAUGUUUAACAGCAUUCUUUGGUCUGGUGACUGGAAGUGAAGGCUCACUCCCGGAGUUUGAGCUGUUGCAAGUCCCUAGGCUGCGUUUGGAUGCAUGUUCUCGUGUGGCUAGGGCAUUAGCAGGAACUUAUGAUCUCAUCUAUCAGGCAGUGUCGGACCCGAAGAAUCAUUAUCCAGACCCUAGGUCCUUAGUGAAGCAUUCGCCGGAUCAUAUACGAACCAUGUUGGAAAUCUGAAACCUUUGUCAGUAACUGUAUGCCUGAGUGUAGUUAGUAUCAUUUGAUCUAUCUUGUUACUGCUUUUGCUUGGCUGGGCAAACUGCCUUUACUGUAUAAAUUUCCGUUCAAACCAUUAUGUUUUCACAAAUAUGAAUCAAUUUUUUGUUGUUCUGUAAUAUCAUUUUGAAAGUAUCGGAGAAAGGUUCCCAA